Dendroctonus ponderosae (mountain pine beetle) is the source of this 2016-nucleotide messenger RNA. RefSeq names its product beta-galactosidase-1-like protein 3. Gene Ontology annotation, cellular component: vacuole. Gene Ontology annotation, biological process: carbohydrate metabolic process. NCBI's taxonomy places the organism in Eukaryota, Metazoa, Arthropoda, Insecta, Coleoptera, Curculionidae. The record is from RefSeq and is a predicted model, not a curated record. Gene Ontology annotation, molecular function: beta-galactosidase activity.
GUGGGCGGCGACCCAGUCGGCCCCCAGAAACAAUGUUGCUGGCAGUGGCGGCGAUCGUGGGGGUGUUGGGGGCGGCGGCCGACUUGCCCACCAACUACCAGUACUUCACUGCGGGCGGCAUCGAAUCCGGCCUGAAUGCGGACGAGGCCACCUUCCUGCUCAACGGAAAGUCCAUGUUUGUCUACAGUGGCGCCAUCCACUACUUCCGGGUGCCGCGCCCCUAUUGGAGGGACCGUUUGAGGAAGUUGAGGGCCGCCGGCUUCAACACGGUGGAAACCUACAUUGCGUGGAACCUGCACGAGUACCAGUCAGGGGUUUUCGACUUUGGGGGCGGCGGCUCCGAGCUGGAGGACUUCCUCUACCUGGACGAGUUCCUGCAGACCGCGCAAGAGGAGGAUCUGUUCGUCAUCGUGCGCGCCGGCCCGUUCAUCUGCGCAGAAUUCGAGUUUGGCGGCUUCCCCAGCUACUUGCUGCGCGACGGCACCAAACUGUGGGUGCGCACCGACAAUGAGUACUACAUGGACUACGUCACCAGGUGGUUCAACGAGCUGAUGCCACGCCUUGCCAAGCACCAGUUCACAGUGGGCGGCCCCAUUAUCAUGUUCCAGGUGGAGAACGAGUACGCAGGCACUGGGUAUGGCGAUCACAACUAUUUGUGGCAUCUCAGGCAGCUGAUGCUGGACAAUGGCAUAGUCGAGCUGCUGGUCACCGCCGACAACCCUUGGAGAGGCACCGGCGGCACCUACACCGAGUACUUCCUGAUGACCUUCAACUUCGACUCGGACGUGGACACCAAUCUGGCAACAAUGGAGCAACUGCAACCCGGCCGCCCCCUGAUGGUGAUGGAGUAUUGGUCAGGUUGGUUCGACUAUGUGGCCAGCGGGCACAAGACCAAGACCCUGGAGACGUUCCAGGCCACCUACGAGCCGAUCUUGGCCCGCCCCGCCUCCGUCAACAUGUACAUGUUCAUUGGCGGCACCAGUUGGGGGUUCCUGAGCGGCUCGCAGAACCUGGCCUAUGACGACUUGAACACGCGGUUCACGCCCAUGACCACCAGCUACGACUACAGCGCCCCCUUGGCGGAGAACGGCGACUACACGGACAAGUACUGGCUGGCGCAGCAGCUGCUGGCCCAGUACAACCCCAUCAAGACGCUGCUGCCUGCUCCCCCCGCCCUGCAGGGGCGGNCCCUCAGCCUGCAAGGCCAGCUGAGCCUGGAGGCGCUCAUUGGCCGAGCCCCGGCCUACGACACGCCCACCCCCGUCUCCAUGGAGAACAUGGACAUCAACAACGGCAGCGGCCAGAGCUACGGCUUCGUCGUCUACAGGAAGGCGGGGCUGCGCCUGCCCGAGGGGGCGCAACUGACAAUCGAGGGGCGUGUCUGCGACACUGUCAUCGUGUUGGUGAAUGGCCGCCGGGUGUCGCCACUGCUGCAAAAGGCCGCCGAUUUGGACCAGUUCGGCACGUGGCGCACCGCAAACUCCUCCCUCACGCUCAAUGGGGCGGAGCUGGAGGGCGCCCAGCUCGACCUGGUGGUGGAGAACUGGGGCCGGGCCAAUGUGGGCGUGUACCGACAGUACAAGGGGCUGUGGCAAGGGGGCGUGACCAUCAACAAUGAGCCGGUGACUGGCUGGACGAUGCACGCCCUGGAGUUUAAGAGGGCGUGGACCAACGGGCUGGACGGGUGGGAGGCGGUGGCCGCGGCCAAUGAGGCGCCCACCCUCUACCGCGCCACUCUGCAGGUGGAGGGGGGCGCGGCCGACACUUACGUCUACAUGGAGGAGUGGACCAAGGGAAUUGUCGUGGUCAAUGGGUUUGUGUUGGGGCGCUACGCCCGCAUUGGGCCCCAACAGAGCCUCUAUCUGCCGGCGCCGUUCCUCAGAGAGGGCGCCAACGACAUCCUCAUUUUUGAGCUGUUCGAGGCUGCCGAUCUGGUGCAGUUUGCCACUGACAUUGUCUAUAACAAUCACUAGCUGACGCUUUUUUCAUUAAAAGCUUUCUCGUCCUCCUCCUCAA